UGCCCGUGUACGUUCCAGCUGACUCUUGCUACGAUACGGAGCGCUCGCUUUACCGAGUGCCCGGAGAAAGAAAGAAAGAGAGAGAGAAAGAAAGAAAGAGGUUGCAGAGGUUAGCUACAAAAAUAACGAGAGAGAGAGAGAGCAACAAAGAGGGUAGAGGAAUAAUAACAGCCAUCAGUCUUGACCGUCACCGCUCACGUUUAAUUUGUUUAUUAUAUUCCGAAGAGGGGAACCGUCUUUUUAUUUGCAGACGGAGUUUUUUUUUCUCCCCCAGCUCUCUGUUCAUUCGAUUCUGUUUGAUUUUAUAGUUUACUCGCAGUUUCCUGCCGACUGUGUGGGACUCAAUCGUAUCUCUGCCUCCAUGGACGCCCGUCUAAUCCAACUCAUUCGUUUUUUCGGGGAAUAUUUCUGUCCUGGCCGCGAGGAGCACCAGUUAAACGCGAUGACACACGUCAACAAAUGAGCGGCGACCCCACGGAAGGUUUACUGAACGCCAAACAAUCGGCACAAUCUUCUUUAAAGGGAGCCAGUGCGCUCGAAGAGGAUGAAGUACAACUCCGGCAUCUUUCUCACUUGAGCGGACCCUACAGAACGCCAGUUCGCUUCAGGUUCCUAAUGGGAACGCGUUAGGGCUUUGAAUUCGAAUUUAAAUGCUCAUGAACUUCCAUACGCGCGCCGCUACCCGAGGUUCGUUCGACUGCCAAACUCUGUGUUUUUGUACGUUUCUACUUUUGAUUGGAACACUUGAUUCAGUCAACCAGCUCAACUGUCCAGUGAUCUGAAAAGUUAUUAACUGGUUAAACCUGGACUAGGUGUUACACCGAGGAAUGUCCAGGCCAAUUUCUCAGCUAUUGCCACCUGACCUUCCAGCAGGGACCAGUCCACAGCUCGGUCCUGCUAACCCUGCAGGUACCACCACAAAUGGCCACCUGAAUAAUUCCAUGGCCAGUCUAAAAUCCCUUCUUCAGCUGCCUAUUAAAGGGGACCAGAGAGGGAAAGACUGCUGUGCAGAGAUGAAAGAUAAAGACAAACCCCUGGACUCCGAUGAGGAUUCAUUGGGUGGAGUUGGGGGCAUGAACGGUGGGAACGGCUCCCUGCGUUCCACUAACCAGUCCGCCUUCCUCGGCCCAUUGCUAUGGGAGCGUACAUUGCCGUGUGAUGGCGGCCUGUUCCAGCUACAGUACAUGGACCUGGAGGAGUUCUUGACAGAGAAUGGGAUGGGGUGUAUGCCGUCAGGAAACACCUGCAGUACGGCUGCUCAGGUCCCUUCCCAAAGCACGCAAUCGGCCGUACCAAGUCAGAGUUCCCAGUGCCCACCUUCUUCCUCUCCGCCCUGCUCUUCCUCUGCAUCCUCCAUCUCUUCCCUCUCCUCAUCAUCUUCAUCAUCUUCUUUGCUGGGUCUGGACGUGCCGCAGGGCCCUGGACUGCUCGGAGGUCCGGAGUGUCUGCAUGGGGCUCAAACCGUACCACCUGACCCUUCUCCGAGCCCGUCCUGCCCACCCCCGCCGGUGGUGCCUCCCACCAAUGCGGCCGAUGUCAUGGUGAACUUUGAUCCCGACCCCGCUGACCUGGCCCUGUCCAGUGUGCCAGGCCAGGAGGCGUUCGACCCGCGCAGGCAUCGCUUCACAGAAGAAGAGCUCAAGCCUCAGCCCAUGAUCAAGAAGGCACGCAAAAUGCUGGUGCCAGACGAUCAGAAGGAUGACAAGUACUGGAGCCGACGCUUCAAAAACAACGAAGCAGCAAAGCGUUCUCGCGAUGCCCGCCGACUAAAGGAGAACCAGAUUUCAGUCCGAGCGGCGUUCCUGGAGCGGGAGAACGCCGCCCUUCGCCAAGAAGUCGCUGAUAUGCGAAAAGAGCUGGGCCGCUGUCGCAACAUCAUCAGCAAAUACGAGACCCGCCACGGAGACCUAUGAAGAAGAAAAAGGAGGAACGGAAGGAAGAGAAAGACACAAUUACUGAUUUUGAAAUGGCGUUUCAAGGGCUGUUCAACUCAUCGCGGAAAGGCAUUUUCUCGUAGCGUUUGCUUCAAAUAAGCACUACGAUGUACUCUGUUCGCCGAUUUACGUUUCUUUCCAUACCUGCAGGGAUCGGUCGAAUUAGCCGGCGUGGUGCUUGGUUGAAACAAAUACUCGAAAAUAGUGGUUCGAAGUUGAACAACCCCCAACGCGAGAGAUGUGCACAAGGUCUACCUGUACUGUAAGCACAAGUGCAUUUCAUAAGCAUCGGCUCCUCUGCUACGAUACACCCCAAACCUCGACCGAGGAUGUGCAAUCCGGUCUCAUAAAUACUCACGGAUCAUAAAGGCAGACCGUUUAUUAUGUCACGUAGCCCUUGUGAACAUCCUCUUUCUAUACGGGAUGAUUUUCUCAGAGAGAGAACUAUACAGGAGGCGGCAGAGAUGUAAUUUUUUUCUAUGACAAAAAAAAACAAAACACAUUGUAUAUUUUUGAACUGUUAGGGUCAGCUAUAAUAGAGCAGAUGAAGAGGCGGAGGAGGAAGGCGGACGGCGGGGAGAGUGCGAAAGAGAUUUUGACAUAGGAAAACUGUAUAUUUUUAUACUUGCGGAAGCAGGCAGGCGAUGAGAUUUUGGAAAUAAUCUUUUUUGUAUAUUUUAUAUAUGGGUGGGAGGGCGCGGGGAGCUGGACCGAAAGAGGGCUAUAUGAAGAAAAAGUCAGGAUCGUUAUCAUUAAAUGAUAUAAUUUCAACAUCAGGAGCAGUCAGGCCGGUCAGGGAGAACAAGGCUAAAGGGACGAACGUCAAUAAGAGUUACGAAAAGAAGCGGAGCUGAUGAGAAACGAAAAAUAACUGUAUAGUUUCAAAUUUUCAUCAUGGAUUUGUUCAAGCACUUAUUUAAUUCCUUUUCUUAAAAUUCAGUGUGUGUGUUUGUUUUAUCCUGAGGUGAGAGAGAGAGACGGAGAAAGAGAGAGAGAGAGAAAGAUGGCGUUACAUCCUGUCAUUAUGUCUCUGGGAGUCGUGAAAUGUGUACAAGAUUUUUCUGUGUAUAUAUUUAAAUGUCAAAAUAGACACGCACUCACACACACACUCUUUUGAACACAAACUGGACGUGGGUUUUCAUGGCCAGUAUGUUUUAUAUAUAUAUAUAUAUAUAUAUAUGCACAGACAGACUCUUUGAAGACGUGAACCACAGAACUGUUAAACACAGCAAUAUCCUUUCUCUCUCUUUCUCUGUUCCUCGAGCUUUUGACGUCGUGAUCGGUGCUGGUUUGGCAUUUCUCACCCAGGUCGAGUCGGCAGCAAGUGGGUUUGCAUGCUGGCGCAUGCUUGCGUAUUUUUUUCCGCCGCAGGAAAAAACACUCUUCGUGUUUACGACCGUCAUUUUAUAUGGUGCUCACCCAGUCUCUUGACCCAGACGCACAUAACCCAACAGUUAUAACCUGUUUGCCUAUAACCUUUGCUCUCUUAUGAUUUCUUAUGAUUAUUGAUCAUUGUAUGAGGGAUCGUAUACAUAUAUAUAUACAUAGACCUACACAAGUAUAUCUAUACAUUUCCUCAAAAUUAAACCCCCCCCACCCCACCCCCCCAAAAAACAUGCACCCUAAUACUACUGUACCAUACAAAGUACAAUAUUAUAUUAUAUAUUAAAUAUUAAACUAUUCUCUCACUAGAUAUAUGUGUGUACAUGAGUAUAUGCUUGAAUAUGUGACUAUAGAUGUAAUUUGCAUAACUUGAAUAUAUAAAUGUAGUAUCUUUCCGAUAAAAAAGACAGAUCUGAUUUCUUAUGCGUUUUCUCAGGUGUCUGGGAUGACUAUAAAAAAAACACGCCACGCUGAUCAGCGAUACUGUGGCUUUUUCUUGCUCGAUUGUUGUCCGAUUUUUUCGAAAAGCCAGCUAACGGUGGCUGUAUGAUUCCACGGAAACUAAUAGUGCACUACCAACUAUUUUUGGAAGAAGAUUCUGUUAAAAAAAAGAAAAGGACAAAAAAACAACAACAACAACAACAAAAAAAAACAGUGCUGGAUAUAUAACUUUAUUACUUUACAGAUAGGAAUUUAAUGUCUUUUCAUUUUGAACCUUGUUGCUCUAUUAUUACGAUUGCUUGCAUUAUCAUUGCUGUUGUUAUGAUUAUAAUUCUCACGUUUCUUUUCAGCGUUUUCAACUUACUUUUUGAAGGAAAUGUAUUGCUCUCUUACCUCCCUUGUAACUGCAAGACCAUCUUGAAUUACUCAGUUGAGCCCGUUCACUGUUUUGGAACCAUCCACCGAGACUGUGCAAGGCCUCAAGUGCAAUGGGGGGGCCGUAAUCUUGUCCUUGUGUGUAUGAAUUUGAUAUAACCUGAAACAAACAAAUAGUAGACUGACUGUUCCUUUCUCUUGACAGAACUUCUUCUUCUACCACCUUUGACUCGCUACUUUUUGAUGCCAUGUCAAAGACGUACAGUUUGUUUAAAAGAAGCUUAAAGCAAGUGAAGGUUGAAUCCUUAAAGAGCUUAAAAACUUUUGACAGUGCUAUUUUUCUAUGUAACUGUGUGCACAUACUCUUUCAUGGGCAUUGGUAGCCCGUCGUUGCUUUUGUGGUGACGGCGCGCUGCUAAAUGUUAUUGCGGGUAUUGUAUUCAUCAUUUUAUCCCUUUUUCCACAUGUGGAUUAUGAACAGCUCCCUGUCUGUGACUGUUAUGAACUAUGAAUCUCAUGAGUGCACCACUACCAAACAUCACUUGGUAAUGUCUACUGUUCCUGCCUAUAGGGAUGCUGGGAAAUGUGGUCUGGCUUUUUUCCCCCUCUCAAAACACCAAUAAAUAAUUACCCCUGUUCACUGACAAUGAA
This is a messenger RNA of Puntigrus tetrazona (Sumatra barb), 4784 nucleotides long. It is a transcript of the gene dbpa, whose product is annotated as D site albumin promoter binding protein a. Gene Ontology annotation, biological process: regulation of transcription by RNA polymerase II. The coding region runs from base 828 to 1913 and encodes 361 amino acids. The record is from RefSeq and is a predicted model, not a curated record. The transcript is spliced from 4 exons. Gene Ontology annotation, cellular component: nucleus. Gene Ontology annotation, molecular function: DNA-binding transcription factor activity, RNA polymerase II-specific; RNA polymerase II cis-regulatory region sequence-specific DNA binding. Lineage: Eukaryota; Metazoa; Chordata; Actinopteri; Cypriniformes; Cyprinidae.